This is a messenger RNA of Hippoglossus stenolepis (Pacific halibut), 3829 nucleotides long. It is a transcript of the gene tmem170a, whose product is annotated as transmembrane protein 170A. The coding region runs from base 133 to 549 and encodes 138 amino acids. Gene Ontology annotation, biological process: endoplasmic reticulum tubular network organization. The record is from RefSeq and is a predicted model, not a curated record. The transcript has 3 exons. NCBI's taxonomy places the organism in Eukaryota, Metazoa, Chordata, Actinopteri, Pleuronectiformes, Pleuronectidae. Gene Ontology annotation, cellular component: endoplasmic reticulum membrane.
GUAAACCGAGAGAAGAAGAAAGAGAGCAGAGGAAAAGCCUGCUGCUGUCAAAUCCCACACAAACCACUCUGAUGGUUCCCCACGUCUCUUGUCCAUCUGUCCCUCAUGCAGCGUCCAGUGUCGGUGUGAGAGAUGACGGACAGAUACAGUGAGAUCGGUUUUGUCCAGCAAAUACUCGGGUUGAAUUUAGUGCCGAGGAAAAAUGGCACACAGCGAGGAAACGACACAUCUCUCAGCGACUUCUCAGAGAUGUGGUACGGAGUGUUUCUGUGGGCAGCGGUUUCUUCCCUGGUCUUCCACCUGCCUGCAGCUCUCCUCUCCCUUGCCACGCUGCGUCAGCACAAGAUGGCCCGAUUCAUGCCCAUUGCCAUCCUCCUCAUGGGCAUCGUGGGACCAGUGUGUGGGGGACUCCUCACCAGUGCAGCCAUCGCAGGCGUGUACAAGGCGGCAGGGAAGAAGAUGAUCUCUUUGGAGGCUCUUGUUUUUGGGGUCGGACAGUCCUUUUGUGUCCUCAUCAUCUCCUUCCUCAGGGUCCUUGCCACCCUUUAGCAGAGCUGAGGCUUGUCUCGGUGGACCUGAUGCUGCUGGAUCACUCUCACACCAGCUGCACCCAAAUUUCACAUGGUACAUUACUACAUCCCGGCAAAUCCUGGGCCACCUGUAAACCAGCCAGAUGUGGGUCGUGAUGUCACUUCCUGCUGAUGGAGCAGGAACAGAACAGAUUUUAGUCUACUAUGAAGAAAUAAGCAGCAAGUGUUAUACAGCACUAAGCCUUUUAAUUAGCUGUCAAGACAUCUAUAUGAUGUCACUGUAAGACAGCUAAAAACUGUAUUCACAUCACAGGGCAGGCAUACACUACACAACAGCAAAGACAGUUUAUUUAAAAAUGACAAAUAAUCAUUACACACUUAAUUAUUAUGUAUGCAGUUUUACCUGUGUGAUGUGGAGGCAGCAUGAUGCUGUUCUGCAGUAGUAUGCGGAUGACAUUAACCUCUUAGGUUCUGUGUUUGUGUUUUUCUAUAGUUGUAAGGACCAAUUUGAGACUUGGACCUAAGUAGUGAGGACAUUUUGUUUGAGGGUUAUGACUUGACUCUGAGGUUCAGUUAGCGUUAGGUUGAGCUUUGGCGAAGCUUUGGGGUUAGACAUUUAGUUGAGGUGUUUGAGGCCAGGGUCUGCAUAAUGUCAAUAAGUGUCCUCACAGAGACAGAGGUACAAGCACACUUGUCUAAUUUGAAAGUUUUAAAUGUGCACAUGUUCUUUCAUUAGGGAUCAAUAUAAUAGUGGGACGUACAUUGAUUUGAUACAUUUGAUUUGUGCUGAGGGAUGCUGUUGUUAAAGAUGGGUGAACAUGUGUCUCCUCUCUUGGUUGCUACUUCGAAUUCAUAACUUCUUCCAACUGGAUUUUUAUUCUCAAGCCAACCCCAUGUUUCUUUGUGAUGUCCAAAGUGAUGGCAUGCUGCUAAAUUCUAGUUUCCUUAUUUGGGGACAGCUGACAUUCUCCAUUCAGUUGCACUGUUAAUGUGCAAAUGUACAGUGUACAUGAUAUGAUGAACAUUGUUUUUCAUAGCGUGGUAUACUGUGAAACCAGCUGCAACCUCAGUAUGUGAAUGUUGGACUGCAUGCAGUAACUGGAUAACAGUCAUUUUGACAGAUGCUCUUUUGAUACAGGAAGAUGAUGGUUUUAUGCAAGAUCCUGGCUUUUCCUUUGAGGCCUUAAUUUCUAUUUUCUAAUAUCCAAAGUGGUGUUUUCUCUUCAGGGCUGUCUUUCUUUAUAACCAUUUCUACUGCUGCCCUUUUGUUAUUCCUCAUCGUUUUUGUUUAGAUCAAUUCAAGUUGGACUGCCUGUCUUCUCUAGGUUUUAAAUCAGCAAUUAACAUUAACUGCCACCUGUAACUUGUUAUGACACUGUUGAAAAUUUUAAGUUGUGAUCACACAGACUAGAGAAUGUCUUCAUAGUUUCUCUGCUCAACUUCUUAGUUUGUCGGUUUAUUUGUUUAGAGUGAAUUGAUUACAGACUGUUGUCAGUUUUUUUGACAAACCCAAACAUGACCUUUGCUGGAUCUUUUCCAAUCUCUUUGAAUGAUAUGUAUUUUGUUUUGUUCGUUUUAUUCCCAAGUCUUUGUAGCCGUUCAAUCUUUUUGACCAAAUACAGAUUGCUCAUAUUUUUUUUAAGUGUGAAUAUGAUGUUUCGAUGAUGGUGUUAAAAAUGUGUUGCCCUGUACAUCAGUCACAACAUUCAAACCAGUUAGUGGUUUGAAUGCUGACAGGUCCCGUAUACAGUUUCUGUGCAUGCCAUCAGGUUUUAUUGUUGUAUUUUAUUGGCUAAUUGAGUCCCACAGUCUUUAUGCUAUUUGUUGCUUGUGGAAGUGGACAUGUGCUUUUGAAUUAACAUCACACAUGUACAACUUUCAUAUACAGACAUACUCUACAUCUAAUUUUAUUCUUUGUUAAAAGUGAUGCACGUAAUGACUGAAACCUGCUGAAUCAGCUGACACCACUAACAGAACUGUAUUUAAUGUUGAGCACAAGUCUCUUCUCCACAUGAUUUGACUUUGGUUUGGAAUUAAUAUUUAACUUUAGUAAGUUUUGAUUAAACUAAUAGUAAACCAAUAUGCAGUUAUUGGAAUUAACACACUGGAGCUACCACACGGUGAACUUGGAGCAGUUUCCAGCUUCAUCUAGUCAACAAUCUAAAUUUUUAGCAUUAAUGGAUCAGAAACAAGACAGCUGGUAAAAAUCCAGGUAGAAUCUGUGGAGCAAAGACGGAGUAAUAGAGCCUGGACAUGAUCAGAAACUUCCACUUCUCUACCAUUGAUGAACUUGAACAGCUGUACACCAGCCAUGCUGGAAUCAGUCAUUAAAACCAGUUAGCUUAAAGCUAGUGGACCAGUUGUUCUAUUAACUGUCAUUGAUACACAAUAGACUGCCUUUGAACAAGGGUUAGGAGCCUUUUAACUUAUGCAAUGGUAAAGAAAGCAGACAGCAAGCUUCAUCAUCAUCUCCUCAAAGAAGUUUUUAAACCCCUGAAACCAAAGAUGUCUUGAAUUCUUCCCAUUGUACAUCACUAGCUACUCUUCAGUCCAGUAGUUUACUUCCAUAUGAACAGUUAGCUUCAUGAUGCAUGUAAAUAUGCAGCAAAUCACUCUGAAGCUAGAAUGUAGAAGUUUCUGGUUUAAGUAAAAUAUCUUCAUCGAAAUAUCUAAAAAUAGGAAAUUGCCAUAAUUAGAGAACAAGUAGACAUUGAUGACAGCACAGUUGGAUUGUAAAGAGCAGGUUACAGACGUACAAUUAGGACCAACAAUGGGACAGGAGUAGUUUCUGGACAGUGACCAUGAUAACCAUUAACUGAGGACUUGAGAGAAAUAUGAUUUAUUUCCCUAUCUUAUUUCAUUAACAAAUUUUAAUGGGAUGUCUUCAGAUUAUGCACCAAGAUGAGAUAAUUCCCUUCCACACCAAACUAUAAUUUCUGAAAAUGUCGCUUCAUUGAGACUGAUUUUAUCAACAACGGAGGAAACUCCGCUCAUCUCACUGUACAUACUGUAUGUUCUGUAUAUGCACAAUCCCCUGAGAUAAGAAAAAUGAAACAAUUUUUGUUACUACAAAGACUUGAUGGAGUGGAAAAUCAAAGCAGUUAAUUGAAAUGUGUGGCUGAUGCAGGAAGAAAUGGAGUUGUGUUAAUCCCAUGGCCUUGCUGUUAAUGCUGUACAUUUUGGAGAAUUUUUAUUUUUUUAUGGUUGUGUAAUUUAGCUCCUUGAGGACAGGAGUUAUCUGUGGUUCUGUUACUGCAUCUUACACUGUGACCUUAAUAAAUUCAGUCUGGAUAUUUUCA